Hemibagrus wyckioides is the source of this 3743-nucleotide messenger RNA. RefSeq names its product solute carrier family 7 member 1a (gene slc7a1a). Gene Ontology annotation, biological process: amino acid transport; transmembrane transport. Lineage: Eukaryota; Metazoa; Chordata; Actinopteri; Siluriformes; Bagridae. Gene Ontology annotation, molecular function: amino acid transmembrane transporter activity. Gene Ontology annotation, cellular component: plasma membrane. The coding region runs from base 171 to 2126 and encodes 651 amino acids. The transcript has 12 exons. The record is from RefSeq and is a predicted model, not a curated record.
GAAAGAGGCCACGCCUCCUUUUAAAUCACCCAGACGCACACCAUCUCCUAAAAAGCGGAGAUUUUUCCUGUGAGCCUACAAUCACUGGGUAGUGCCGCAAAUUGGCUUCCAGGUAGGCUGUGUGUGGAAACAGAUCGGAUCAAGCCAGAUCAAACUGGAUCAGACGAGCCAUGGUUUUGCAGAAGCUUCUGAGUUUUGGCAAGCAGCUGCUGCGUGUGAAAGUGGUGGAUUGCAGCUUGGAGGACUCUCGUCUCUCACGAUGUCUUAACACAUUUGACCUAGUAGCCCUGGGAGUGGGCAGCACUCUGGGGGCUGGGGUUUACGUCCUUGCCGGUGCGGUGGCACGGGAGAACUCGGGGCCUGCCAUAGUGCUGUCUUUCCUCAUCGCUGCCAUGGCAUCGGUGCUGGCUGGCCUGUGCUACGCUGAGUUUGGGGCACGAGUACCCAAGACAGGCUCAGCAUAUCUGUACAGCUACGUGACAGUGGGGGAGCUCUGGGCCUUCAUCACUGGCUGGAAUCUCAUCCUCUCUUAUAUCAUAGGCGCAGCUAGUGUAGCUCGUGCCUGGAGCGCCACAUUCGACGAGCUGAUCGGCAAAAAAAUCGAGAUGUUCUGUCGUGAGUAUAUGAGCAUGAAGUUCCCAGGGGUGUUGGCUGAAUAUCCGGAUAUGUUUGCAGUGGCCAUCAUUCUGAUUCUCUCAGGCUUGCUGGCUUUUGGAGUGAAGGAGUCAGCCAUGGUCAAUAAGGUUUUCACCUGCAUCAAUGUCUUGGUGCUGCUGUUCAUGGUGAUAUCAGGCUUUGUCAAAGGCACCCUCAAGAACUGGCAGCUGGAUCCUGAUGAGAUUCUCAAUGCCACCAAUUCUUCGGGCUUCAAUAAAACGGAUGCCAAGGAAUUACCUGAGAGCUUGGGAAUGGGUGGAUUUAUGCCAUUUGGCUUCAGCGGAGUCCUCUCUGGAGCUGCUACAUGCUUCUAUGCCUUUGUCGGGUUUGACUGCAUUGCCACAACAGGUGAGGAGGUGAAGAAUCCCCAGAGGGCCAUCCCUAUCGGCAUCGUCUCCUCUCUCCUCAUCUGUUUUGUCGCCUACUUUGGUGUGUCGGCUGCUCUCACUAUGAUGAUGCCGUACUACAUGCUGGACACGAAAAGCCCGAUUCCUGUGGCCUUUAAAUAUGUAGGCUGGGAGGGAGCCACCUAUGCAGUGGCUUUAGGCUCUCUGUGUGCCCUCUCCACCAGCCUGAUUGGUACCAUGUUCCCAAUGCCCCGGGUCUUGUGGGCGAUGGCAGAUGACGGGCUUAUCUUCAAAUACAUGGCUGAAAUCAACCCGAAAACAAAAACCCCCUUAUCUGCUACUCUAACGUCUGGCUUUUUGGCAGCUGUCAUGGCGUUCCUGUUUGACCUAAAGGAUCUGGUUGACCUGAUGUCUAUUGGCACUCUCCUGGCUUACACGUUGGUUGCUGCAUGUGUGCUGGUGCUCAGGUAUCAACCGGAUCAUCCCACUCAGGGCUACCAGAUGGCAAACACACAGGAGGAGCUGGAGAUGAGAGAAUCCUUUAGUACUAUGAGUAUGGGUAUUCUGCCUGGCAUGGAGGAGCGCUUCAGUUUCAAAAGGCUGCUUUUCCCUGACAACACGGAGCCGUCUGGGCUUUCUGGCUCUGCCGUCAAUGUCUGUGCAAGCCUGCUUGGUUUCCUGAUCCUGGUUUUCUGCAUCGUGGCCGUCCAUGGUGGUACCGCCAACUGGAGCAUAGCAACCCUCAGUGUGAUUGCCAUGGUGUGUCUUCUUCUCGCUUUCAUCAUUUGGAGGCAGCCGGAGAGUAAAAGCAAGCUCUCGUUUAAGGUGCCUCUGUUACCCUUCCUCCCUGUGGUUAGCAUGUUUGUGAACGUCUAUCUGAUGAUGCAGUUGGACAGGGGGACCUGGAUACGCUUUGCUCUAUGGAUGUUCAUUGGCUUUAUUAUCUACUUUACGUAUGGAAUAUGGCACAGCUCAGAAGGUGCUUUGACUCAUUCCAUUCCAGACGAAGGUCCUGAUGUGUGUAAAUCCACUGAUACUCACCUGGAUGCUAUGUCCCCUGAAAAAGAGGCCUUCCUUUUCACCAGACAGGAGGAUGGGGAUGAUGAAGACGGUGAGCUCUGACACUGAGGAUCAGACGAGCUUCAGUACUGCCUGCUUGACGUCCUCUCUGAAUCACCACACUCAGGGCCGCUGAAGAGCACAAACUUUUAUCAGACUGAGCAGAAGGAGAUGCAGCAUUGCGGUUGAUUAGAUAACUCACUUCCACAUGAGAGGCCGAGCACCUUGUCGAUGGAUAGUGAUUUUCUGGCAUUCUAAUUUGGAACCAAAAAGAAACGACAGCAAAAGACAUGUUAGAAACAGAAACAACAACAGUCUUGUCAGAAGGCAACUUGUUAGCUUCAGUUAUAUACUGAGUGUCCAGUUUAAGUCAGUGACCACUGUUUUCUGAUGGCUGCCUUCGUCAUCUGAUUGCAUAUUUUACAAACAUGUUACAUCUGAAUUAGAAUGCUGCAUACACACAAUGUUGCGACAAUAUCAGGGAUGCUUUCAGGGACUUCUGUUUAACGGAUUAGUAUGUUUAAUAAUGAAAUCUGCUCUACACACGGCUCAGUGUUCCUUAAUUUACUAUCCUGUUUAAGCUGACACUCAGUUUCUGAAAUGUUACCUACUAGUCUGAGCUGCUCUGAUCCAGAUUUAGUACACUUGGUAUUUAUAGAAAGCCCUCGCUGCCUCUCACUGCUACUGCCACCUGGUGGAGUGGUAGCGAACACAAACAGAAGAUUGUAGCUCUUUUCUGUAUAUUGAGAGGGUUAUAUUUCCAGUACUGGGUAAUUGUUUCCUUUUUUGCAGACUUAUUUGGCUCAUAUAGCGUUUUGAGGCUGCUAAUUGAAAUAGUCAUCUCGAGAAUAUUUGAAGAGAGUUUGUAGGACUAAAAACCUUUUAGGUCAGGUUUGAGUAAUAGAAACUUUUCCAUAAGCAGUUAGAAGAUAUUACCAAGAUUAAUCAUGAUAAAUAAGGAUAUAUACAUAUUUUUCCCCUUGUGGUUUUUCCUGACACAGAUUACUUAAGUGAGUUACAUAGAUUCCACUUCAACAAAGUGCAUUAAUUAAGCUGUGAUCUACUAAAUCAGUAAUGUAAUGAACACAUCAUCUGUAAUAAUAUAAACGCAUUCACCUGUCAUUACCGCACACUACAAAGGCCACCAAUUGCACCAGUCAUUAUUAUGCUGAGUGAAGAAUCACACAUGGUAUAAUAAAUAAGGAAUUAAAUGAACGAAAUGACCAUUACUGGCACAAAAUGGUUUAUUUCCAAAUAACAGCACGUUUUAUUUCCCUUCUCUUUUAUUAAAGAACAAAACCUUAUACAUUUUAUCCUUACAUAGAUGCAUUUAAUUUUUUAAAUUAUCAGCAAAACAAGUCCUAUUAGAUCCUAUUAGAUAUUCCAUCAGCUGAGCUGUGAGUGGAAUUCAGGUAUAGUGACAUGACUUGUUGAAUUAUUUUUCCCAUGUAGAUAACAAGAUUUUAGAUAUUACUGCCCACUGAGUGUGUAUGUGUUUAUGGUUUAUAAAAUGUAAUUCUGUUUACACCUCACUGUUUUGUCAUUUUGUGUCUUUUUUUUUUUUUUUUUUUGGACCAUUUCUGGUGUUUUGUUUGUGAAUCCUGGAAUAGUUGAGAUGUGCUGUAGCUCAAAUCACUGUGCCUUGUAUGUGGUACUGUAAAUAAAAUUAUGUUAGCCAUA